This is a messenger RNA of Humulus lupulus (European hop), 1483 nucleotides long. Its product is annotated as L10-interacting MYB domain-containing protein-like. Bases 418 to 1365 code for a protein of 315 amino acids. The transcript has 6 exons. The record is from RefSeq and is a predicted model, not a curated record. Lineage: Eukaryota; Viridiplantae; Streptophyta; Magnoliopsida; Rosales; Cannabaceae.
UCGUAUCAUUUUGUAGCUUCUGACCAUACCACAGCCACACCACCACACCAUUGUUGCAUCUCUCUGCAGAAUCUCAGAGUGGCAGGUGGCUAGUUUUAUUAGAUGAUUAUAUUAGAUAGAUAAGCCAGCUAGGGGUUAAGGUGUCACAUGACUAACUAAUGAGGGGUAUUAGUGGGAUGAGAAAGAAAGAGGGAGAGAGAAAUGGGAUAAUGGGUAAUCAAUUACAUUCUGAAAAAAAGAAGGGGGGGACUUGCACGUACAAGCUAGGCUGAAGGUAAAAAAGGAAGGCACACAAGGUUUGGAAGAUAUCAAGAUCUUAAGGAACACCAUUCACAAAGUUUAAACACAAUAAAUAAAGAGAACAAGCUUGGUAGUGAACCAUUAUAGUCCCUUUGUUCUCAGUCUGCAACAUCUGAGAUGGAUGCGAAGAAUGUAGACAUUGACGAUCAUGCUUCUUGGCCUGAGGCUAUUGAAUCAUAUUUUAUUAGUCUUCUAUAUGAAGAGGCCAAAAAAGGAUUACAAACAACAACCUUGGACAAAAAAGGAUGGCUAAAAAUAGAAAAUGACAUAUUUAAUUCUUUUGGAAAGAGAUAUAAAACGCCUCAAUUGAAAUCCAAAUUCAAUCGGUUGAGAAAGGCACAUCGAGAAUUUUCUCAUCUUUUGGAACAAACUGGUAUGGGAUGGGAUACUCAAACAAAAACUGUUACAGCAAGUGAUGAAGUAUGGGACACUUAUCUAAAGAAAUAUCCAAAUGCCAAGAGAUUUCGAAAAAAAGGAUUGCAACAUUAUGAGAUGCUUGGAGAAAUAUUCAAUAAUACAACAGCCACUGGUGGUAUGAGUUAUGCCUCCACUCAACUUCCGCCUUCUUCAGUUGAGGAACGCCAACAAGAGCGUCAUUUUGUUGGCACUGGAGCACAUGUUGAUAUUGAUCUUGAAUUUGAUGGUGAUAAUUAUGGAGAGGAAGAAGAAGUUACUGGUGUACGUCGUCGAGCUACUUCUGCUCCACCAGAUGCACCAAAACCAAAAGAGAAAAAGAACAAAUGGGCUAAUUCUGCCUUCGACCAAGUGAUGGGAGAACUUGCAAAAAGUAUUUCUGCUAAGACUGAGGCAUCAUUAACACGGAGUGAGACUAUGCGUAAGUAUUAUGAAUCGAGAGAAAAAAGAAUUAGUGAGGAAACCAGCAAUGUCACUAAUUCUUACAAUGUGGAAGAUUGUCAAAGCAUUCUUGAUGGUAUUCCAGAUCUGGAUAACAAAAUAUACCUCAAAGCGUUGCAUGAGUUUGUAGCAACCCCAGAAUGGCGCGGAAUAUUCAUGAGAAUGAAUGAGGAGCGUCGACGUGCUUAUCUUGAUUCAUUGUUGGAGUGAUUUAAUAUUGUUUAUUUAUUAUGACUUUAUCUGUUAUGAACUACCAAACCAUGAACUUUGUCUGUUAUGACUUUAUCUUAGAUAAUGUGUAAUGAACUUGACUUGGUUUUUAUUGUCG